GUAGGAGACGCCGAGGAGUGCGAGGUCGUUAGUGGGGCGUUUGGCGUGAGAAGGAAACAAAGUGAAGAAUAAUUUCACAAGCAUUUAGUUCCCCUCAUCUAGUCUGCCCCUGAUGUAGAUGACCUUGGUGGCUUCUCUUCUUGAGCAUGAAGUGCAUCGUUACGGGUGGUAAUGUGAAAGCUCUGGGGAAAGCAGUGCACUCUCUAUCCCGUAUCGGAGAUGAAGUCUACAUUGAGCCUCUGCAAGAAGGGCUCUCCUUGCGUGCAGUAAAUGCAUCUCGUUCAGCGUAUGCCUGCUUCCUGUUUGCUCCACUUUUCUUCCAGCACUAUGUGCCUGUAGAAUCAAAGUCUGUUCCCGAUGCCGGCCCUGUCAGAUGUAAAGUGCUUAUGAAGUCUUUUCUGACUGUGUUCCGCUCACUCUCCUUGCUGGAGAAGACAGUGGAGAAAUGUCUCAUCUCACUGCGUUUCUGUGCCAGCAUGCUCCGUGUGCAACUGCACUGCAGAUACGGUGUUGUCAAGACUCAUGACUUGUCGUUCCAGGAGUGUGAAUCACUGCAGGCAGUUUUUGACACAGAACAGUGCACCCAUACUCUGCGUGCUCCUCCCAGGUUAUUAGUGGAUGCUGUGGUUCACUUCCCAUUGACUCUAGCUGAGGUGACAAUGGGAGCCAGCCCUGGUGGGAAAGUAAGCUUCCGUAGUUACCUGGAAGAAGAGACAGAGGCUGGCCGAACGAUGGUGACAGAACUGUGUUUGAGUGAGGAUGAGUUCCAAGUCUUCCACGUCAAGCAGGAAACACAAGUCACUUUCUGUCUUAAGGAAUUCCGGGGUCUUCUAAGUUUUGCAGAGUCUUCAAAUCUUCCCCUUAAUAUCCACUUUGAUAUCCCUGGCAGGCCAGCUAUCUUCACUUUAGAGGACCCCCUGCUAGAAGUGCAUCUGGUCUUGGCCACACUGUCAGAGCCAGAUAGUCACAGUUCCCAGAUGACUAGCUGCACACCCAAGGCUGUUGCUUCUGCUUAUGACUUCACCAGUGAUGACAUUGAUGCCUACAUGAUUGCCAUGGAAACCACAUGUGCUGGCACAGAGGGAGCGUCUCCAUCUCCCAGCCCCACCUUUCCCACGCCACAUGCCAGUUCUGACACAGAAGACUUGGAUAGUGAUCCUGAGGGGACUGUGCCAGGCACACCACCACAAAAAAAGUUCCGUUCCUUGUUCUUCGGUUCAGUGCUAAACCAGUCACAGACCCUGAUGUACCCAGGCUCUGGGCAAGAGGUGCUCGCAGAGGACAGUGAGGGAGAAUCCUGAGACAGUUCCUGCUAAUUAAGACCAGCUAGAUGCUUCAAUAUGACAACUGGCAAGAAGAGCCACCAUCUGUUGGGCUACCAAGCUGGUCCAGCCCUAUCCAGAAAAGGAUCAAGAGGAGCCCUGGAUGACUGAACCAGAGAGAUCUUUCCCUAUCACAAGCGCUCAUUUUUCAAAUGUUUCUGGGGGGAAAGAAGCCUUUUCCCUGCUGCAGAUAGAAUCAUACAACCAGAAUACAACCCAUGAUGAGCUCAGUAUUUUUUGGAAUGCUAUUCAAAAAUGGCAAUGGCUUCAAGAUGCCUUAUUGCAAUGGAUUUUUGACUAAUGUAGAGAGGCAGAGUAUGUCUCCCAAUAAAUAUAUUUGUAGAUUUUUGGCCUUCUACAAGUCAGAAGCAGCCCUUUUUCUCCUUUGCAAUUGAUCCAUCAUUAGUCAUAACGCAUGUGGAAACCGAAAGAGGAUUGCAACAGGAAGAGAAAUAUUAAGGGAGGGUUUAGAGCCACAGUACUGGCCUGAACACUAUUGUGGGAGGUGCGAAAGCACUGAACUGGGCCUUGGCCUGUCCCACUCAGCCAAAGACUCUCAGGAACAGCCCAGUGGAGAUGUGCAGAAGAAGAAGGGAACUGGUGGAAAUCAGCACAACUUUGUAUAUAAUUACUGGCACUUUUUUUUACUAUCAGAGAAGAGGGGGGGUUUCAACCCAAAAAGACCUGGGUAAUCAAAAAGGUUGAAAGAAAAAAUAUUCUACAUACAAAUGCCCAAAAGGUACCAAAAUCUUUAAUAAAAUUCCAAUAAUUAAAACUCAUUAAAACAGUAUCAUUCUGUUUCCAUAUAUGUAAGUACCUUCCCCUAGUCUAAAAAUUC
Eublepharis macularius is the source of this 2160-nucleotide messenger RNA. It is a transcript of the gene RAD9A, whose product is annotated as RAD9 checkpoint clamp component A. Lineage: Eukaryota; Metazoa; Chordata; Lepidosauria; Squamata; Eublepharidae. The transcript has 12 exons. Gene Ontology annotation, biological process: DNA repair; DNA replication checkpoint signaling; cellular response to ionizing radiation. Gene Ontology annotation, cellular component: checkpoint clamp complex. The record is from RefSeq and is a predicted model, not a curated record. The coding region runs from base 147 to 1301 and encodes 384 amino acids.